Molecule: messenger RNA, 348 nt
Organism: Anopheles moucheti
Lineage: Eukaryota; Metazoa; Arthropoda; Insecta; Diptera; Culicidae
Gene: Sem1
Product: 26S proteasome complex subunit SEM1
Exons: 2
Coding region: 77-286 (69 amino acids)
Biological process (GO): mRNA export from nucleus; double-strand break repair via homologous recombination; proteasome assembly
Cellular component (GO): proteasome complex; proteasome regulatory particle, lid subcomplex
Source: RefSeq, a predicted model, not a curated record
UACGCCGAAAUCAGCAACUUCAUCGCGCUGCGAGACUCAUUUUCUUAUUUUCAUAAAAUAUCCACGAACUAGAAUCAUGUCGGACAAGGAAAACAAGGAAAAGCCCAAGCUUGAUCUAGGUCUUCUGGAGGAAGAUGAUGAAUUUGAAGAGUUUCCCGCCGAAGACUGGACCGGAAACAAGGAGGAUGAGGAAGAACUGAGCGUUUGGGAAGACAAUUGGGACGAUGAUAAUGUGGAAGAUGAUUUCAAUCAGCAGCUGCGUGCACAGCUCGAGAAGCACAAGUGAUUGUCGUACAUUUAUUUCUCAAGGGAACAAACAGGUUAAAUAAAUGUUAAACUAAACGUCCA